GGGGAAAUAUAUUGGCAGUCCUGGAGUCACUCUGUCUGUCACAGAUGUUGUGUUGGAGAUGGAUCCUACAUCUGUGUCAGAGAGGGAGAAUGUCACACUGAUAUGUAGAACCAAAUGUACACUGGACCCCAUCACAGCCUACAGUUGGUAUAAGAAUGGACAGCCUAUACCAAACAGCAACACCUCCUCUCCUGUCUAUAGCCUAUUCUCAGUCAGCAGUGAGGAUACAGGCCGAUACUCCUGUGCUGUAGAAGGCCAUGAGGAUCUCCCCUCUGCUGAAGAGACUCUCACUGUCACAUAUGGUCCAAGGAACACCUCAGUGUCAGUCAGUCCCUCUGGUGAAAUAAUGGAGGGCAGUUCAGUGACUCUGACCUGCAGCAGUGAAUCCAACCCACCUGUGGACAAAUACACCUGGUACAAGAAGAAUGUUACCUCAUCAAAAGCAUCAGGACAGAGUUACAGCAUCACUAACAUCAUCUCUGAGGACAGAGGAGAAUACUACUGUGAGGCUGAGAAUACAAUAGCAUCUAAUAACUCUACAGCUCUGAUGAUCAUUAUAGCAGAGAAACAAACCUCAGUUCUAACUGCUGCUGUAGGAAUCAUAGUGGUUGUUCUGGGUGUCAUACUGGCUUCAUGUCUCUCUGGCUUCAUGUGGUUCAGGAAGAAGGCCUCCAAAUCCACCUUUGACACAAGACACACAGCAGACGACGGACAGGGAGACUCUAGUGCAGUGUAUGUCAACAUCUCAGGCAUGGCCAUGACCCCUGCUGCAGCACAGACAGUGGCCACCUUUGACCAGGAACAGGACGAGGAUGUCCAGCCCACGGUGGAACAAGCAGCUGAGGAGGACCCCUCUGUUCUCUACAGUACAGUCAACAAACCCAGAACCAAGAAGACCUGAACACAACAAACCCAGAACCAUGAAGACAUGAACACAACAAACCCAGAACCAAGAAGACAUGAACACAACAAACCCAGAACCAAGAAGACAUGAACACA
Salmo salar (Atlantic salmon) is the source of this 999-nucleotide messenger RNA. The record is from RefSeq and is a predicted model, not a curated record. Lineage: Eukaryota; Metazoa; Chordata; Actinopteri; Salmoniformes; Salmonidae.